Malurus melanocephalus (red-backed fairy wren) is the source of this 1040-nucleotide messenger RNA. The record is from the annotation of a RefSeq genome assembly. NCBI's taxonomy places the organism in Eukaryota, Metazoa, Chordata, Aves, Passeriformes, Maluridae.
AUGAAUCCCCAAGCAAAACUGAUUUUCACCAUUAGCCUAGCCCUAGGAACAACUCUCACAAUUUCAAGCAACCAUUGAAUCAUAGCCUGAACCGGCCUUGAAAUCAACACACUAGCCAUCCUCCCUUUAAUCGCAAAAUCCCAUCACCCCCGAGCAAUCGAAGCAGCAACUAAAUACUUUUUAGUUCAAGCAGCCGCCUCAGCUCUAGUGCUAUUCUCAAGCAUAACUAACGCAUGACAUACCGGACAAUGAGACAUCACUCAACUAACCCACCCGACCUCCUCCGUAAUUUUGACUUCAGCUAUCGCAAUAAAAUUAGGAUUAGUCCCAUUCCAUUUCUGAUUUCCAGAAGUUCUCCAAGGGUCCUCACUGCUCACCGGUCUCCUCCUUUCAACAGCUAUAAAAUUUCCUCCACUAACACUCCUCUUCCUAACCUCCCACUCCCUAAAUCCCACCCUACUGACCCUCAUGGCCAUCAUAUCCACAGCACUGGGAGGGUGAAUAGGACUCAACCAAACACAAAUCCGUAAAAUCCUAGCCUUCUCCUCUAUCUCCCACCUAGGAUGAAUGGCCAUCAUCAUCGCCUUUAACCCAAAACUUACAAUACUCAACUUCUAUCUCUACAGCCUAAUGACUGCCACAGUAUUCCUUACCCUAAACACAAUAAAAGUUACAAAGUUACCAUCACUAAUAACCGCCUGAACAAAAACUCCUUCUCUCAAUGCUAUACUUCUUCUAGCACUCCUAUCCCUAGCCGGCCUCCCACCUUUAACAGGUUUCCUACCCAAAUGACUUAUCAUCCAAGAACUAACUAAACAAGAAAUAGCCCUAGCAGCAACAAUUAUCUCCCUUCUCUCCUUACUCAGCCUAUUCUUCUACCUACGUCUAGCGUACUGUGCAACAAUCACACUUCCUCCUCACACCACAAACCACAUCAAACUAUGACACACCAACAAACCAACUAGCAUCAUUACUGCCAUUCUGAUUACCCUUUCCAUCACCCUCCUACCACUCUCCCCCAUACUACCCACCAUCAUUUA